AUGGCCUCACUGACCCCAAAAAUUGACUCUUCUCAUGGCAAGGAAAUGAUUGUUGUCAAUGGAGAGGAGUGCAGUGUGACUAACACUUCUGGAGCUGUGAUUGCAGUUGAUCUCCGCAACCCAUAUCCAGUUGAACUUUUUUAUCCUUACAGGUAUGGGUUCUGGAACUUGAGUGGAAAUGUUGAUCUUGCUUUGUUAAGACUCAAGUCAUUGAGGCACUUGGACUUGAGUUUCAACACGUUUGAUUGCAUCUCAAUUCCUGAUUUUCUUGGUUCUUUUCAAGCUUUGCAAUAUCUAAAUCUGUCGAAUGCAGGUUUUUGUGAUAAAAUUCCUCCUAGCUUAGGAAACCUCUCUAGCUUGCACUACCUUGAUGUUUCUUCAGAAUUCAGUCUCUCUUCCUCUCCUUUGAUGGCUGACAGUCUGCAUUGGGUGGCUGGUCUCAGCUCUCUGAGACACCUCGACAUGAAUGAUGUGAACCUUUUGAUCGUGGGACCAGAAUGGCUUCCUGUAUUGAAUAGGCUUCCAUUAUUGACUGAGUUGCAUUUAUCUGCGUGUGGCUUGACUGGUCCCAUUCCAUCCCUUCAUUUUGUGAAUUUCACUUCACUUGCAAUGCUGAACCUUUUCUAUAAUAGCUUCAUUUCAGUGAUUCCUGACUGGAUUCUAAACAUAAGCAGUCUUGUAUAUCUGGAUAUAAGUUCUAAUAGUUUGGAAGGAAGGAUUCCCCUACAUAUCUCUGAGCUUCCAAAUUUGCAACAUCUGAAUCUUGGAGGAAACGGGAAUCUUACUGCCAGUUGUACGCAGCUACUAAAAAGAAGUUGGAAAAGCAUCAAGGAAGCCUUCCUUAAUUCUAUAGGACAAUCUUCUAAGUUGGUUUCACUUGAUUUGUCUUUUAAUCAUUUGAUUGGGACUCUGUCUGAAGCUCAUUUCUCAAAGCUUAGUAACUUGAUGACCUUAUCCAUGUCUUCAAAUUCCUUAAUUUUGAAUGUUAGCUCCAAGUGGGUUUCUCCAUUCCAAAAUUGCUCCAAUUUGGAGACUCUAGACAUUGGGAACAACAAAUUCUCAGGUAACAUUCCACCAUGGAUUGGAGAAAGGCUAACUUCUCUUCGAAUUUUAAGCAUGAGAUCAAAUGCAUUUUCGGGAAGACUACCUCCUCAACUUUCAAAUCUAAGUUCAUUGCAAGUUCUGGAUCUUGCAAAUAACAAUUUGGUUGGAGAUGUUCCAUCCAGCUUAGGGGAUCUUCGAGCCAUGACACAAGUUCAACGUGUGCAUACGUAUCUAAUUUAUUGGCAGUAUGGCGGGUCUUACUAUGAUGAGAAUGUGGUUAUCUCUAUUAAAGGCCAGCCUCGACAAUUCACCAAGACCCUUUCUCUAGUAACCUAUAUAGACUCGUCGGGAAAUUACCUGGUGGGAGAAUUUCCUGGAGCAAUAACGAAUCUUGUUGGCUUAAUUGUUUUGAACUUGUCAAGAAAUUAUAUCAGUGGGCACAUCCCUGAGAAAAUUGCGAACAUGUAUCGAUUGGAAUCUCUUGACAUCUCAAAUAAUCAUCUUUCAGGGAACAUUCCUCUCAGCAUGGCAUCCAUGACUUAUUUGGGUUCUCUAAACUUCACAAACAACAACUUCUCAAGCCAAAUCCCAUAUACAGGGCAGAUGACUACUUUUGAUGCGUCUUCAUACUAUGGAAACUCAGGUCUUUGUGGCCCUCCACUUCUCACAAGUUGCCAAAGUGGUGGUGGUUUAGAUAGAAGAGGGGCAGUGAACGAUAACAGUAACAUAAAGGAUACAUGGUUUUACUUGAGUCUUGGUUUGGGAUUCACAACCAAUAUUUUGGUACCUUGUGUUAUUCUAGCAAUCAAAAAGCCAUGA
Molecule: messenger RNA, 1863 nt
Organism: Macadamia integrifolia
Lineage: Eukaryota; Viridiplantae; Streptophyta; Magnoliopsida; Proteales; Proteaceae
Product: LRR receptor-like serine/threonine-protein kinase EFR
Exons: 3
Coding region: 1-1863 (620 amino acids)
Molecular function (GO): protein binding
Source: RefSeq, a predicted model, not a curated record